Cucurbitaria berberidis CBS 394.84 is the source of this 3204-nucleotide messenger RNA. RefSeq names its product WD repeat protein-like protein. The coding region runs from base 1 to 3204 and encodes 1067 amino acids. The transcript has 6 exons. The record is from RefSeq and is a predicted model, not a curated record. Gene Ontology annotation, biological process: protein deubiquitination; double-strand break repair via homologous recombination. Gene Ontology annotation, molecular function: ubiquitin binding. Lineage: Eukaryota; Fungi; Ascomycota; Dothideomycetes; Pleosporales; Cucurbitariaceae.
AUGGGACGCAACGCGCCCCGGAAGCGUAUCUCGUACGUGCUGCCACUUGCAAAGUCGGCCGGAGGACACAGGCUGGGAGUCAAUGGCUUGGCUGUCGACCCCCAGAGCUCCAUCCUCUACUCGGGCGGGCGAGAUGGUGUGAUAUGCGCCUGGGACCUGCACCUCGACCUCAGCAAGAACACCGACGAGCGCGACCCUUUCGCAGACUCGGCUGCCGCAAGCUACAAGCCCCCACCCACGCAGUUUCGCCAGCAGGUUCAGGCACACACGCACUGGAUCAAUGACAUUGUUCUCGCUCAGAACAGCAGCGCCCUCGUCUCCGCCUCGUCCGACAUCACGGUAAAGGUAUGGCGACCGGCUGCCGCAGACCCACUCCCACCGCAAACCAUUGGCCUCCACACCGACUACGUCAAGCGCGUCGCAUCCCCAGGCGGUAAUGAGAACUGGGUCGCCUCUGGCGGGCUGGACCGCAAGAUCAGCCUGUGGGAUCUCAAUGGCGCUGGCAAGAAGCUGGAGAUUGCAGUAGGCGAGGACGAGAACACCGCAAAGGGCUCCGUAUACGCACUGGCGGCAACCCCAAACAUCAUAGCGAGCGGCGGACCAGAGAGUAUCGUGCGGGUAUGGGACUCGAGGACGGGCAAGCGCAUCACCAAGUUUGUCGGGCACACGGAUAAUGUGCGCGACAUACUCGUGGCUCAAGAUGGGGACUCCAUCUUGACUGCUUCGUCCGACCAGACGGUCAAGGUGUGGUCCAUGACGGCAGGUCGCUGCAUGUACACGCUCACCAUGCACAACGACAGCGUGUGGUCUCUGUUCUCCGACUGCCCCCAGCUGUCCGUCUUUUACUCCUCGGACCGAUCGGGCAUUGUGGCUAAGAGCGACGUCCGCAACUGUGAGGAGAUGGACGAGGGUCUCUCAGUAGCAAUAUGCCAAGAGCACGAAGGUGUGAACAAGCUCGUCGCUGCUGGCGACUACAUAUGGACAGCAACCUCCAGCUCGAGUAUCAACAGGUGGAACGAUGUUGAAACUGCAGCCGAGGUUGAGCUACCAGAGUCCUACAAAUGGCACAGGAACAGUGUUUCUACUAUGCGCUCACGAUAUCCCUCGCCUCCCGCAACGAGUCCACCGGCAAAAGAAGCGGCAGCAAAGAUCCCUCUCAAGGCUCUUCUUCGCAUGUCCAACACCGCACCUUUUCCACAAGCAUUUGCUACCAAGGAUGCCGACACUACAACACUGGCUAGUAGUAUACGCAAGCCUUCUGAGGUCUUGGUCGCAUCAGAUCACGGUGGCAUUGUACCAUGUCGGAACUUGCCGGACUUUUCCAUCGAAGGGCAGAACGGCCUCAUUAAGCACCAUCUUCUGAACGACCGCAGGAGAGUGCUGACCCUCGACACUGCCGGAGAAGUGAUGUUGUGGGACUUGUUGCAGUGCGCCCCUAUCAAGUCUUUCGGCAAGAAGCAUCUCGAAGACGUUGUACCAGAAGUCCAGACCCGCGAGAGUGUCGCUCACUGGUGUGGUGUCGAUACCCGGAUAGGAACUUUGACAUGUGUGCUCGAGGAGAACUACUGCUUUGACGCUGAGAUGUAUGCCGAUGAGCUGCAACUAGAUAAGCAGAUUGACUUCCGCGAAGACCACAGGAUAAAUCUGGGGAAAUGGAUAUUACGGUAUCUUUUCUCCAAUCUCAUCGACGAAGAAAUCAAGCGAGACGAAGCCUUCCGAUCAUCCCUUUCGACUCAGAAGGAAAAAGAGCCAAAAUCAAAUCGCCCCACCAACAUUCAACUCCCGGACAUGAACAUUAAUGGCUGGAAGGAUACUUCAUCAGGGCCAACAUCCGGCUCGACCAUCAAGGCCAGCAACGGUUUCCACCUACCACAUACGCCCGGCUUGGCCAUUGGACAGGCCACACCCAUGGGAGGGCCGCAAAGUGCAGGACGCAACUCACACAAUCCUUACCUCAGUCCAACUACCGAAGAGGGCUCACAGCUUGAGCUUACACAGACGCAGCGAAGUUCAACACAAGAAGGCGGUGAUUAUUUCGGUAAUAGCGCUUCCACAACCAACGGGGACGGGAAUGGCAAAUCCACUGAAGCGAAAGAAGGCUCCACAGACUCCAAAGAAGAAACCGUCUCCUCACCCACCGAGCCCGACACACCAGCCAAGAAGGGCAAAGGCAUGUUUGGCAAGAAAUUCAACAUGUCCUUCAACAUGAAGAAAUUCAGCACCGGCACUGCCGUUGUCGAGCCCGUCAAACCUGCCAUUGACGAAAAAGCGGAGGACAGCGAUUCGCACUCUACCAAGACCGACGAGAAAACCAUCGAGGACAGCUUUUUUGGCUCCGUUCAAAGAAUACGGCAGGGCUACGAAGAGCAGCUGGUUGCUGGCGCAACAAAGUUGGAGAGCCAGAUUGCGCCGAGCUUACCGAAUGAUACGCCCGUUUUGAAACCACCUGCGAGUACAACAAUUUUGAUCCAAGAGGAUCGGCCAGAGGCCGGAGGUGUGGCGGAUCUAUUCGAAGGCAAAGUGGGCUCGCUAGGCUUACAAGCGGAUCUUAUUGAGAAGGCGGCACCCAUGUGGCUUGCUGAAGUGCUGCUACGGAACCAACUCCCGCCUAAAGAUAUAGUAAAAGUAUCCUUCAUACUCGAGCCGCACCAAAACGCACUCCCAAGCAUCUCUUCCGAUGGGUACAUUCCCUUUUCCCUCCCCUUCGAAACAGCGUCACAGGCUAACGCCAAACUUAGCAACAACCGCCUCAAUGCGAAUCGUAUGCUGCGCGCGCGCAAGAUACUAGGAUACGUUGCUGAGCGAAUCGAGCCUGCGCCGUCGAAGGAGGAGACUGCAAAGAACGAGGCGAGUGGUAGUAGCGUGCUGAAGCCCGAGGAGUAUUUGGAACUGUAUUGUAACGGUCAAUUCAUUCCCCCAACAAUGACCCUCGCGUCCAUCCGGGCCCACGUCUGGCGUGGUGGCGGUGACGUCCUCCUCCAUUAUAAAGCCAAUGGCCGCAAGGAAAUCAAACAUACGCCUUACCCCGGUCCACAGUCUGGAUCACCUCCUGGCGCCAUCCACGGGCUCGGUGUUGGUGUUGGGCUUGACUCGGGGCCGGGAUCAAGCAAUGCCAGUGAAGGAAAACCGAGUAGUGAGGCGGGCAGGAGCAGUCAGCAGAGUAGUAGGGGAAUUGUGGAUGGUAGGAGCGUGUUUGGACCAUAG